Messenger RNA from Solanum dulcamara, 3476 nucleotides. RefSeq names its product probable LRR receptor-like serine/threonine-protein kinase At3g47570. Bases 1 to 3312 code for a protein of 1103 amino acids. The transcript is spliced from 4 exons. Gene Ontology annotation, biological process: protein phosphorylation. NCBI's taxonomy places the organism in Eukaryota, Viridiplantae, Streptophyta, Magnoliopsida, Solanales, Solanaceae. The record is from RefSeq and is a predicted model, not a curated record. Gene Ontology annotation, molecular function: protein binding; ATP binding; protein kinase activity.
AUGGAGAAAGCCUUCACUUUUUUUCUCAUGGCAGUCUUGUUGCUUCACUAUGUUAUGGCUAGUUCAGCCAUGACCCAUACCAACAUCACCACUGAUCAAUUAACUCUUCUUUCUUUAAAAUCUCAAAUCAUUUCGGACCCCUUUCACUUCAUUGAUGAAAGUUGGUCUCCCACUAUUUCUGUUUGCCAUUGGGUUGGAGUCAUUUGUGGCUCUCGUCACCAGCGAGUGAAGUCCUUGAAUCUUUCCAACAUGGCUCUUACAGGCAUGAUUCCCCGUGAUUUUGGAAACCUCACAUUUCUUGUUUUGCUUGACUUGGGAAACAACAAUUUCCAUGGAUAUUUGCCUCAAGAAAUGGCAUGCUUACGUCGACUUAAGUUUAUUGAUUUAAGUCUCAACAACUUUAGAGGGGAGAUUCCUUCUUGGUUUGGGUUUUUACACCAACUUCAACAGCUAAGGCUUAGAAAUAAUAGUUUCACCGGUUCACUCCCCUCAUCAUGUUUUAAUAUUUCAAAGCUUGAAACUUUGGAUUUGACAUUCAAUUCGUUAGAAGGUCAAAUUCCAAAGGAGAUUGCAAGUGUUGAAAACCUGAGAUAUUUAAGCUUGUAUGGAAACAAUCUCAUAGGUUCUAUUCCUCCGUCAAUAUCAAAUGCCUCAAGGUUGGAGUUUUUAGAUUUAUCUCUCAAUUUACUUCGAGGGAACCUUCCAGAGGGGAUCGGCAAUCUUCACAACCUGAAUUGGUUGUCCAUACAAUAUAAUCUGCUUACAGGGAUAAUUCCACAAGAAAUCGGAAAUCUUAUUAAUUUGGUGGAGUUAGGCAUGGGGAGAAACCAGAUUACCGGCUCUAUCCCCAUCUCCAUAUGCAAUAUCUCCUCGUUGCAACUUGUUUCACUAGGGAAGAACAAUCUCAAGAGUUCCUUACCGCGGGAGAUUGGCAACUUAACCAAGAUGCAAUUUUUAUAUCUUCACGACAAUAGGUUUACUGGUGAAAUACCAAAAGAGCUAAGAAAUCUGGUUGAGUUGGAGGAAAUUGUUCUUGAAUUUAAUAGUUUUAGUGGUUCACUUCCAAUGGAGAUUUUCAACAUAUCAGGGAUGAGAACAAUUGAUCUUUCAGCCAACAAUCUAUCAGGAACUAUACCACUAAACAUAGGUUCUCUCUUACCCAACAUUGAUAGUCUUUAUCUGAGCAGCUUAACCAAUCUUGUUGGGACUAUUCCUCAUUCCAUCUCCAAUUGUUCAAAGCUUACUAUUCUAGAGCUUUCAUACAACAAACUCACUGGCUUGAUUCCCAAUUCUCUUGGAUAUUUGACGAAUCUACAGUUCCUAAACUUGGGGGGAAACAAUUUAACCAGCGACUCCUCGUUAAGCUUCAUGACUGACUUAACCAAUUGCAGAAAUUUAACAGAUCUUUAUCUAGAUUUGAACCCUCUAAACGGCAUGCUUCCAGUAUCGAUAGGGAAUCUUUCCACAUCUCUUAUUAGAUUGCACACCAGAAGUUGCAAAAUCAAAGGGCUAAUUCCAAAUGAAGUUGGAAACUUAAGCAGCCUAUUCGACCUUGAUAUUUCUAAAAACGACUUGUUUGGAUCCAUUCCCACAUCAAUUCAUAACUUGAGAAACCUUCAGCGGUUGUACUUAACUAAUAACAAAUUGACAGGAGUUAUUGGAGAUUAUAUAUGUAAAUUGCAGCGUUUGGGUAUUAUUCACAUAGGUCAAAAUCAACUUUCUGGAUCUAUUCCGAAUUGUUUAGGGAAUAUUACUUCCCUUAGGGAGAUAUAUCUGGAAUACAAUAUUUUGAUUUCCAAUAUACCAGCAAGCUUAUGGAAUCUGAAAGAUCUAAUGGAGCUUGACUUAUCAUCAAACAACAUGGUUGGUUCUUUACCUUCAGAAAUUGUAAAUCUAAAAGCUGCAACACAUAUGGAUCUGUCGAUGAAUCAAUUCUCAAAUGGAAUUCCUAGAGAAAUUGGAGGAUUGCAAAAUCUAGCUUACCUUUCUUUGAGACACAACAAGUUGCAAGGAUCUAUACCUGACUCAAUGAGCAACAUGGUAGGCUUGGAGAUCCUAGACAUUUCUCAUAAUAAUUUAUCAGGAAUCAUUCCUAUGUCUUUGGAGAAACUUCAAUACCUGAACUAUUUCAAUGUUUCUGCCAAUAAAUUGUACGGUAAAAUACCCUCGGGGGGUCCUUUCAAGAACCUCUCGAGUCAGUUUUUCAUCGACAAUGAAGCAUUGUGUGGUUCUUCAAGGUUUAGUGUCCCACCAUGCCCCACAUCAUCAAAGCACAGAUCAAAUAGGAAAAAAAUAAUUGUUCUAUUUCUUAUGCUGGGAAUUGCACUUGUAUUUGUUCCUAUUACCCUAGUGUUUGUAUGGAUAAGGUAUAGAAGAGGUAAACGUGUUCCUCAACGAGCUGAUUCAUUGUCUGUCGUAACAAGAGAAAGAAUUUCAUACUAUGAACUGCUCCAAGCAACUGAUGCGCUUAACGAGAGUAAUCUGAUUGGUUCUGGAAGUUUUGGUUCCGUUUACAAAGGCGUUCUCAGAAGUGGGACUGCCAUUGCAGUUAAAGUGUUUAAUCUGCAACAAGAAGCGGCAUUCAAGAGUUUCGAUACAGAAUGUGAAGUUUUGCGGAGCCUUCGCCAUAGGAAUCUCGUGAAAGUCAUCACGAGUUGUUCCAACCUUGAUUUUAAGGCUUUAGUGCUUGAGUAUAUGCCUAAUGGAAGUCUUGAGAAAUAUUUGUAUUCGCACAACUACUUCCUAGACAUCAGGCAGAGACUAAGCAUUAUGAUAGAUGUGGCAUGUGCGUUGGAAUAUCUUCACCAUGGUUGCUCCUCGCCCGUGAUUCAUUGUGAUCUAAAGCCUAGUAAUGUCUUGCUAGAUGAGGAUAUGGUUGCCCAUCUAAGCGACUUUGGUAUUUCAAAACUGCUUGGUGAAGAUGAGCAUGAUUUAUACACUAAAACCUUAGCAACAUUGGGUUAUAUUGCACCGGAGUAUGGACUGGAUGGACUGGUGUCAGUAAAAUGUGAUGUCUAUAGUUACGGGAUCAUGUUGCUGGAAACGUUUACUAGGAGAAAGCCUAAUGAAUUUGAAGGAGAUCUUACCUUGAAGCAAUGGGUGAGUUAUUCACUUUCUGAGGCAGUAAUGGAUGUUGUAGAUGUCAACUUGGUAACACAAAUGGAUAAUCAGUUACAGAAGGAGCUAGACGUUGUGACAUCAAUCAUGAAAGUUGCAUUAGAUUGUUGUUCUGAAUCUCCGGCUAGAAGGACAAACAUGAAAGAUGUUGUAGGGAUGCUACAAAAAAUCAAGAUUCAACUUCUUGCAUAUUGAGCAUGGUACUAGAAAUUUUAUUCAAUAACUUGUUUGUUGCAAAUGUUUGCCUUUUUUGUUUUUGCACACGUGUUGUACAAUAAAUCCUAAUUACAAUAAUUUCUAAUAUUUCCUCUUAAAAUUGGUGGAUGACAAUUAAUAUUACUUUCUAUUUCAUUUUUUUA